This is a messenger RNA of Cynara cardunculus var. scolymus (artichoke), 2268 nucleotides long. Its product is annotated as probable LRR receptor-like serine/threonine-protein kinase At1g56130. Bases 75 to 2039 code for a protein of 654 amino acids. Lineage: Eukaryota; Viridiplantae; Streptophyta; Magnoliopsida; Asterales; Asteraceae. The transcript has 19 exons. Gene Ontology annotation, molecular function: protein binding. The record is from RefSeq and is a predicted model, not a curated record.
CUUCAUGAGCUUUUAGCCCUCCUUGCUUCUUAUCUCUCUCUCUCUCUCUCUCUGUGUACGUUCAUUGCUUAGUUAUGGGGAUUCUAAGCUUCUGUUUCUUGGUUUUCUCCAUACAUAAACUUGUUGACGCUCAAAUAACCACCGAACCGAGUGAAGUGGCUGCUAUCAACAAGCUGAUAGAUUACUGGGGUUUGAGUUCAAAGCUGAACUUGACUACUGACCCCUGCACUCAAGGUGCAUCUUGGGCUGCAGAGACUGCAAACCCGCGAAUUGCUUGUGAUUGUCCUGCCAACAUCUGUCGCAUAACUCACUUGAAGAUAUAUGCUUUGGACAUUUCUGGUGAACUCCCACCAGAACUUUUUCAACUCACUGAGCUCAUGGACCUGAACCUCGGACAGAACAUACUAAGUGGCUCUAUCCCUCCAGGAAUCGCAAAGUUGUUCAAAAUGCAAUAUUUGAGUCUUGGCAUUAACAAUUUUAGCGGACUCGUGCCUAUGGAGCUUGGCAAUCUUACCAAGAUGAAAUCCUUAAGCUUCAGUUCAAACAAUUUCAAUGGACCCUUACCUGUUGAUUUAGGAAACUUGACUUCCUUAGAGCAACUGUAUAUAGACAGCAGUGGAGUGAGCGGGCCAUUUCCUCAAGAACUAUCAAGCUUGAAAUCUCUUCAAACUGUAUGGGCAUCAGACAAUGGUUUCACUGGAAAGCUUCCCGAGUUUUUUGGAACUUUUACGAAUCUAACAACACUGAGACUUGAAGGAACAGCUCUUGAAGGCCCAAUUCCCAGCAGUUAUGCUGCUUUGACGAAACUAGAAGACCUGAGAAUUGGUGAUCUGGGUGGUGAAGACUCGACACUUGAUUUCUUGGUUAACUUGACAAGCCUUUCGAUUCUUUCCUUGAGAAGCUCCCGAGUGGCUGGAGAAAUUCCCUCACAAAUUGGCUCCUUCCCUGACUUACAAACCCUGGACUUGAGCUUCAACAAAUUAACAGGCGCCAUACCGAACUCUUUCCAAGACUCCCAAUCGUUGCAUUUCUUGUAUCUCGGAAGCAAUAGAUUAAAUGGGGAGAUCCCAUCAAAUAUCAUAACUCCACAGCUCCGGGCAUUAGAUGUCUCCUUCAAUUCCAUCUCCGGUAAUUUACCUGCUAAUUUCGUGAAAAUUAGACGAUCAAUGAAUGUUGUGGGAACUUUGGUGAAUGGAGACGGCUUACUAGACGGGAAGGCGUCCGAAAUCUCAGAUUGCCUGCUAAGCGGUAACAAGUGCACAGAGAAGGUUCCAGUCGAUUCUUUUGCUGUCAAAUGUGGUGGCUCUCAACAAUCAUCUUCAUACGGUGUUAGAUUCGAUGAUGAUUCAGAAACCCUCGGAGCUUCAUCAGUCUACACGGCUUCAAAUAAUAAAUGGGCAGUAAGCAACACCGGCAGUUUUAUAUCAAACCCAAAUGGGCCUCAAUACACGGCACAGACCGCCUCUCAGAUCACAGGUACUUUAGAAUCUGAAUUGUAUAAAACAGCAAGAAUCUCGCCAAACUCAUUAAGGUAUUACGGCCUGGGCUUGAGAAAUGCGAGGUACAACGUUGAACUUCAUUUUUCUGAAAUACAAAUGGAUGAUUCUGAGUCAUGGAAAGGCCUCGGAAGACGCUUAUUUGAUGUUUAUAUCCAGGGUGAAAGAGUUCUUCAAGAUUUCAACGUGAAGGAGGAAGCACGUGGAUCAAAAAGAGCGUUGGUGAGAUCAUUUGAGACCAACGUAACAAACACGAUCAUCGACGUUCAUUUGGUGUGGGCGGGCAAAGGAACUUGCUGCAUUCCGGUUCAGAGCACGUUUGGUCCGUUAAUCUCGGCUAUUCAUGUUUCACGAGCAUCCAUCGGCACCGGUUCUUCCAACGACAACAAGAAGCAAGUAGGAAUGAUCGUUGGGAUAACGCUUGGAGGUGUAGCCGCGAUUUUCAUAAUAGCCUCCGUUUUUUACUUAUGGCGGGUAAAGAAGACACCGGAACAUGUACCUAUUCAUAUAGACUCGCCCAAGAAAAGCCGAACUUCUAUCUAGGCUUAGGCUUUUGGGGAUCCUCCCCAUAAGUCACAAGCUCUAGUCCUGUCAAGACCAGUAGGGACUUUCCGGAAUGUUCUCCAGGGCACUAUUGAAUUAGUUGAGGUGCAUACAAGCUGACCUGAACACCCACAAUUUACAAAAAUAUAAAUAAAAACCUGUGGCUAGGCUAUUGUUCAUAGUUGUUUGUAAACUUAUGCUACCAAUAAAAACAGGUUUCUUUCUUGUA